AGUCUAUCCGGAAGUUCUAUGAUCAUUAGGAAAAGACUGGUUGGUUCGAUAAAAGCGAACAAAUAAGACAGAAUAAACUGUCUUUAUGGAGUCUUACGAUGUAAUUGCAAACCAGCCCGUUGUCAUAGACAAUGGGUCUGGAGUGAUCAAAGCUGGUUUUGCUGGAGAUCAAGUUCCUAAAUACAUAUUUCCAAACUACAUCGGCCGCCCCAAGCAUGUCCGGGUCAUGGCAGGUGCCCUGGAGGGAGACCUCUUCCUGGGACCCGAGGCUGAGGAGCACCGGGGUCUGUUGUCAAUCCGCUACCCAAUGGAGCAUGGUAUUGUGCGAGACUGGAACGACAUGGAGCGGAUUUGGCAGUACAUUUACUCCAAAGACCAGCUACAGACUUUCUCUGAGGAGCACCCCGUGUUACUGACAGAAGCACCUCUCAACCCCAGGAGGAACCGGGAGAAGGCUGCAGAAAUAUUUUUCGAGACAUUCAAUGUUCCAGCCCUCUUCAUUUCCAUGCAAGCUGUUCUUAGUUUAUAUGCCACUGGUAGAACAACAGGAGUGGUGCUAGAUGCGGGUGAUGGCGUCACACAUGCUGUACCCAUCUACGAGGGCUUCGCCAUGCCACACAGUAUCAUGCGUGUUGACAUUGCCGGGCGGGAUGUCACACGCUACCUCCAGCUUCUCCUCCGGAAGGAAGGCUUUGAUUUCCACACCACUGCCGAAUUCGAGGCUGUCCGAACUAUCAAAGAAAAAGCAUGCUAUUUGUCUAUCAACCCCUUGAAGGAGGAGAGUAUGGAGACGGAGAAAGUGCAGUACUCCCUGCCUGACGGUAACGUCAUCGAGGUUGGGCCAGCUCGAUUCCGAGCUCCAGAGUUGUUGUUCCGCCCUGACCUGAUCGGUGAGGAAUGUGAGGGGAUUCACGAGGUGCUUGCAUACUCCAUACAGAAGUCAGACAUGGAUCUCAGGAGAACACUAUUUUCUAAUAUUGUCUUGUCUGGUGGAUCAACAUUAUUUAAAGGUUUUGGAGAUCGACUACUUAGUGAAGUGAAGAAAUUAGCACCUAAGGAUAUCAAGAUUAGGAUAUCUGCUCCACAAGAAAGGUUAUAUUCUACAUGGAUUGGUGGCUCCAUCCUUGCUUCCCUGGAUACAUUCAAGAAGAUGUGGGUGUCUAAACGCGAGUAUAACGAGGAAGGAGUCAAGGCGAUACAUCGGAAAACAUUCUAGACCAGGAGGCAUUUUAACACAUAAUUCUACAUCCUCAUAUGUGCAUUUCUUGUAAAUGUCCAUGUAAUAUAUUAUUUAUCUGUUGACUUUAGCCGCAGGGGUAGCACAUCAAGGACUGUUUCAGCCAUCUCCAAAAUGGCUGUUGCCUUACGCACCCGAACAAGUGGUGUAACUUCACUGCUUUGUGAUAGGCCUGCUCUGGAUAUGUUAAUGUGUUCUCAUGUAUAUCAGUUCGGGAUCUGAGAGACAGGUCUCCUUGUGUAGGCUUAUAGCUUUGACUUAAUCAUCAUGUCAUAUCAUGAUAAAAAUUGCUUAGUUGUCAGAUUUAGUUAUGUUUCUGUUUGAAGAAAAAUAGGAAACUUAUUCCAGUUGCAAAGUGUCUUCCCUGUAACGUAGCUGCCAACUGUCCCACAUGUUUCGUGUUUGUUACAAAUUUGCAACUAAAAUACAAUUUCUUCCUUGAUUCAUACGAAUAUUAUGAGGAUAAAAUCAUGAGGACUAAAUUUUGAAAGACGCCCGGAUGCCAUUGUACAAAGGGAUCUUAGCGCUAAGGUGAUCGUAACUCCCACACUUAAAGGAAGGCUUACGAUCAUCGUAUUGCUAAGGUUGCUGGUCGUUGUUUUGUAACGGCACCCUGUACAGAGAGUCAUGUAGCCUUCCAACCUCUGCUACAAAUGUGUAUCAACUGGUGUGAAGUCUAUAAAUUGUGUUGCAUCUGUCCAAUUGAGGGGGCAGUCGGGUAGCGUAGUGGUUAAAGCGUUAGCUCGUCACGCCGAAGACCCGGGUUUGAUUCCUGACAUGGGUACAAUGUGUGAAGCCCAUUUCUGGUUUCCCCCGCCGUGAUAUUGCUGGAAUAUUGCUAAAAGCGGCAAAAACCAUACUCACUCACUCACUGUCCAUUUGAGACACUUUUGUCGUGUUAUUGGAAGUUGCUGUAGUCAAAAUUGAAACUAAGCAAUAAAAUUAUCGAUUCAGAUUUGAAAUCUCAUGACUGUAUUGUACUGUAGAUAUUUCCUAUCGUCAGGCAUUGGUGUCCCUACCCGAGGACUGUAACAAAAUACUAAUUGCAAUGUGGUGAAAGUUGACAGCUAUGCUGCAGUAUUUGUUUCAAAUUUGAUGUUUUAUUAAGUAGCUGAACUUUAUGUACUCGAUAUGAGAAACAUUAUUAUAUUCAUUGUAUUCCAAAUAAGCUCUGAUCUGCUUUACAUUGCUCUCAAGACGUUUUGGACAAUGAAACCAGAGGAGUUUAGUGAAUUAAACUUUAGUUGAAAACAGCUUGAAAUUAUCAGUAGUCACAGUACAUUGAAAGUGUGUUUGGAUUUAAGGAAAUAUAUUUUCUGAAGAAUAUAUAUUGUAUUUGACCAACUCUGCUUGCUUGAUCCAGAUCUUCAGAAUUGUCAGUAACUGUAGCUGUUGUACAUACUUUAUCCUGGUCCUGUUGGGGGUCAUCUCUGCUUGAGUACACGUAGAUUGUGUUCCAUGCAUUCACUGUGAGUUGUUACACAAAAUGCAUCAUUCUUAUCGAUUGAAACAAAUUUUCGUAAGACCUAAGAGUCACAUGAGAAGAUACGCUGUACCUACCCGUAAAUGCAAGCACACAAAUGGUGAAAAGGUCACUGUGAACGAAAAGUUCUAUGAUUGUGACGUGAAUUACAUGACACAGCUUUUGACAUAAUUUAUUUGUUGUUUGUAAUUCUAGUGCUAAGAUUCUGAUGUGUGAGCUGCCAGUACUGUGUUUCUUUGUGUACAUUCACAGUGCUGUACAACUAGAACAAACCAUGCUUUGAUUACACAAACAUCAUGUACAAGCUGAAAGAAAUACUCACUAUCUUUCAAGAUAGACACAAUUUUAUGGAUAACAACUUCUUUAAUACUUGCUUGACAACGGUAUAAAGAUCUAUACCGAAACAUCGCUUUUCACAGUAUUAAAGAAGUUGGUAUCCAUAAAAUUGUGUCUAUCUUGUCAUUCUUCAACUUCUAAGUAAUCAUGGUAAUGCCUAUCAAACAAUUUCACUAUCUUUCAUUUGUCAGACCAAUUUUUGCACUAAAAUAUACAAAAAAGGUAUUGAACUGAUUUUUUAAAUAUUAUUAUAGAUAGCUUUUCCGAUUGUCAGUUAUUUUUCAGUUUUAGUGUGUGUUUUGAGCUUUCAACAUUUGCAAAUAUAUUGAUAAUUAUCCAAUGAAAUAUGAUUAUCAAACUGUUAUUAAACCUACAAUAAAGUAAACAUAGGAGUAGGGAUGUAGUAUAAUUUAUUUGUCAGCCAGUCAUUCAAGUGUAUCCAUGGUAACCAUUCCAGGAAAUUGUAUCCAUGGUAACCAGAUAUCUACUUCAAGUAUCCGUAGUAACCACACUAGGGUGCUGCUCAUUCUACGCCUGUUUACAGGUGUAUUUGCCAUUGUAGUUGUGCAAUAUCCUGAAUACAUAGACUGACAGUAGAAGAUUGUCAAGUGGAAGUUUGUCUUCACAGUGUUUUGGUUUUCAUCAGUGCAUUUAAUUAUAGAAUUUGGACUCGUCAUUGCCGACAUCCAAGCUUAAAGGAUCUAAUAGAGGAGAGACUUCCGUUUUCAUCACUUUUAAUUAAUAACUGUUUGCCAUGCAUUUAAAUAAUGAAAGAUAAUAAUAUUAAUAGCACACAUACUUGUAUUGCUUAUAAAUAUUAUAUAUCUUUUGUUUAGAAAAGAACCAUCACUUUUAAAGAAGAGUGUCUACAUACUUGUUGAAAUGAACCUUUUUUUUAAACAGACAACAGUUUCCCAUUUUGAAUUCUACUUCAAUAAAUAUUUGAAGGAACACAAUGUUUUACCGAUGUAGAUUAUUACUUACAUGUAAUGUACUAUUUGCUGUGUAACUACUUUUAGGUGAAAUGUUUCCCUUAUAUCAUUGUAUGGGGAUCUUACCUCAGAUGAAAUGCUAUUGAUGUAGAUAGACUAGUUGUUAUGGUUUGAAGAAGGAAACAUGUUGUUUUGUAUAACUGUUGCUAUCACAAGAUCUGUUGGUGCUUCGUUCGUUUCUUAAAUUAUUAAUUACAGGAACCACAACUUUCUGUGGUUUUGCCAAAGGCACUGAUGGUUUCAUACAAAUUUUAGCCAAGUUAGAUGCUAAUGAAAAUAACUACUUUUAUUCUCGGCUGGUGAAUGCUGUAUUUUGAAUGGGAAUAUAAGAAAUGACUGUUUUCUUUAAAAAGCAAGUUCUUUUCUUUUUGAUCUUUUCGAGAACUUGAAAUUUUGAAGGAGACCUGCCAAGAGCCAUGGGAAUUCGGGGCUAAUGUGAAGCAUGGAAAAAAUUAGAAAUUAGACGUCAUAAAUACUAAAAUGAAAGAUAUAAAUGUAACAUUGGUUUCUACCUGGCCAUUUAUAUUGGUACCACGUUUUUGAAUAUCAGGAAAGAUUGUGAGUUUGUUCAUUAGAGGACUUAUUCAUUGAUUCUUGAUAAGGCUGUUUUUGAUGACUUGGCUCAUAGAUGUUUUCCUAAACCUUAGGGUCAGAAAGGAAGAAAAAAGAACAUUUGAGACAAAAAGUAUGUGAUGAAGUCAUCUCAAUACAUGGUAAGUGGGGUGAUACAGAAAUUAAAUUAAAGAUUGUUGUUUUUUACUUUAACAGUUACUUCCCUACUUUGAAGUUUUUUUCAGUAAUAAAGUACAAGUUAACAGACUUGAUUUGUUUUUUAUGGGAAGAGAGACACAAUUUAAAAAAACAAUUGUAAUAUAAAAAUUUGAUUUAGUGGAUCUGUGAACUAAAUCUUGCAUUAUAGGGAUUUAUUUAAGAGCUAGUAACCUAAAAUGUCUAGUCAGUAUGUUGUUUGUGUGUAUUAUCCUUUCAAAACCAGUGUAGGAUAAUCAGCAGACACCGUCUCGGAUAUUUGAUUGAGGAGUGACCAUUCUCUACAGUCCACAGAUUUCUUAGAGUCUUCGUUGUGGUUUGGGUUUUAUAUCUUUAUAAGAAGGUUGAGUGUCCUACCUUUUUGAGUAUUCCAAGUUUGUUAAGUCCAGGGUUCGACACAUGUGCUUGUUCAAGAAAGAAUAAUGCCAAUCACAUUGAUAAUGACCAGUAGUUUAAGAUAAAAAAUAUGAAAGGUCAGUCUCUCUAUUUUCAAUCACACUCUUUUUUUAAACAAAAUGUUAAACGGGAAUAAUUUAAUAAUAAAGUGUGAGAAAUUGGUGAAAUUGUUAUGAGCUUGGGGGGCGGUCGGGUAGCCUAGUGGUUAAAGCGUUCCCUCGUCACGCCGAAGACCCGGGUUCGAUUCCCGACAUGGGUACAAUGUGUGAAGCCCAUUUCUGGUGUCCCCCGCCGUGAUAUUGCUGGAAUAUUGCUAAAAGCGGCGUAAAACCAUACUCACUCACUAAAUGUUAUGAGCUUGGCUUGUGUUCGGCAGAUGGCUGAUGGCUGAUGCCAUACCUGUGGAAAUUAUUGCUUAUCAGUCCAAGCCUUGGGCAGAAAUUGGUGAAAAAAUAUUUGUCAAAACGUGCAUAAUUUUUUCUAGUUUUCUGGCCAUAUUUUUGGGUGGGACCAGUAACUGUUCUGUGGGACUGGUUUUGUUACAAAUGGCUGAAUCAAGAUAUCAUCAAAUAUGUGAAAACUUCACAUAAUAAAAUAUUAAUAUCCAGAACUUAGCUUCUCCACUUUAAGAAACAAUUUGUGCUUACACACAAAUCAGUUUAAUUAUCAGCACGAUUAGAAAUGGUGCCUUUAGCUGAGGAUAUGCGACGGUAAAUUACAACCUUGUUUGUAUUUCUUUGCUUUCAUAAGACCUUUGUCACAGAUAUUUUGUAAUAGUUAAAUAAUUAAUGUUUUCAGGUAAGAAAUAUGCCCAGGUCAAGCUUUAUUUUUUAAGGGCGGUUGGGUAGCCUAGUGGUUAAAGCGUUCGCUCGUUACGCUGAAGACCCGGGUUCGAUUCCCGACAUGGGUACAAUGAGUGAAGCCCAUUUCUGGUGUCCCCUGCCGUGAUAUUGCUGGAAUAUGCUAAAAGCGGCGUAAAACCGUACUCACUCACUUUAUUUUUUAAAACUCUUUUUGUAUCACGGAAAGUCAUUGGUAUACUGUAUGGUGUCUCGCCUUAAAAUACAGCCAAGCUUACUGCUUUAUGCCCCUAUGCAUCUGAGAUGUCCUGAUUUGGUGAUUGUGUAUCAAGUACGGUAUGUAGCAUCUUAGUGUCAGCUGUUAAUGUAUCCCUUCCUGGCUUGACUGUAAUAAUUGACUGUAAUUGACUGUCACUUGGCAAUGUACAGAAUCUUGUUCUCAGUAUAUAUGAUAUCUGCAAACAAUAAAAUGUUAAAUAAUGAA
Messenger RNA from Haliotis rufescens (red abalone), 6496 nucleotides. Its product is annotated as beta-centractin. The record is from RefSeq and is a predicted model, not a curated record. The transcript has 11 exons. NCBI's taxonomy places the organism in Eukaryota, Metazoa, Mollusca, Gastropoda, Lepetellida, Haliotidae. The coding region runs from base 86 to 1216 and encodes 376 amino acids.